Molecule: messenger RNA, 1752 nt
Organism: Thermothielavioides terrestris NRRL 8126
Lineage: Eukaryota; Fungi; Ascomycota; Sordariomycetes; Sordariales; Chaetomiaceae
Exons: 1
Coding region: 411-1436 (341 amino acids)
Source: RefSeq, a predicted model, not a curated record
CCCGAACUCGGUACUAUGUACGCUGAACCGCAGCGGGCGACCUUUUCCCGGGUUUACUGGACUAUAACACCCCCCACCACCCUCGCACUCAGUCUAAUAAUACGAGCUGCUCACCCUCCCUUUUCCUGCCCUUCCCUUCCUCGCGGCCCUUCUCUUCUUUCUCAUUUGCGGUUGCUGGCGAGCACGCUAGUUCCCUUGUCGUGGGACCGCCCGGCUCCGUCACCUUCCCGUCACCUUCCUCACCUGGUUUCUUAUUUACUAUUCGUCUUCCGGCCCGUUCCCACUUCUUCCCCAAGCGCUCCGCCCGCCCCCGCUGUUCCCUGUCCACCCGGCCGCCGGUGACUUCUUCCAAGGUUUUUCCCAGCUUAAGGUUCCGGGUGUCGGGUGUCUUGUUGUUGUUGUGUGUCAUCAUGCCGCCCCAACUAUUACCGGCCUCGGCCGCCGCCUUCGCUCCCCGCGCAUCUUCGGUCAACGUCGUGCUGGGGUCCAAGGUCGAGCCGUGGCUGACCCAGACGCUGAAGCGCAUCAACAAGAUCAAGCGCCCGCUCAACAGCGUGCCACAGCACCAGAGAUGCCUGACCGAGACACUGUCGUCGCCAAACGCCAUCUGGACCUUGGCCUCCCUGCUGCUACCCAAGGCGCCCGAAGCGGAACUAAGGAAGGACUCCAACCCGCUCAUCGAGGCCCUCUUCAACUACCAGAUCAUCCACCUGGAGGCCUACAUCGUCCACGUCGACAUGGUGCUGAGGAACGAGGUCGCCUACAAGCUGACGCCAGAGACCAUCGAGUCACUCAUUGAGUACCACAAGGACAUCUACUGCGUCGAUGCCAAGGCCAACACGUACGACUGGUCCGAGAAGGAGCAGCAGUGCAAGAAGCUGCACGAUGAAUUUGUCCAGGCCAUCAACAAGUUCGUGUUCAGGACGCAUGUGUCGGCGCUCGAGGGUCUCGAAGAGGAUGGGGCCGGGGAGCUGCUAGGAGGGAAGAGUGAAGAGGUCAAGAACAGCAUCAUGGGACUCAUCAAGCCCUUGCUGCCGCCGCCGCCGAGGAUCGUGGAUGUCGUCCGCCAGCCGCCGCUCCUGCCCAGCUCGCCCGCCGGCGCCGCUCUGUGGUCUCAACCGUCGCCACCACCGACGAUGCCCGCCCCGGUCGAGUCGUGGAAGAUCCUGCCAUCGAGUCCGAGCGUGGCGUCAACCGCGGAUUCUGCCGCCUCGAUUUGGGCCGCCAUCGGGAUGAGCGAGGUUCAGGUGCCUUCGCCGCCGCCGGCAUACAGCCAGCCGUACUCUUCGGCCGGGCUGUAUUUCAGCUCGCCAGUCGUGACAGCGCCCAUCCCCCAGCUGCCGCUUCCGAGCAUGCUCGCGCCCCAGUGCGGAGUCAGCGUGGGAUACAACUCGUUUGGCUGGGACCGGUAUCAGGAAUACGCCACAACCAUGUGACAACCACCGCCAUCGGUCCACGGAACAAGCUACCCGGCCGUGACGACCUCUCCGUGAGCUCGCCAGCAAUAGCGCGGCCGGGUCUCACCAGCUGACUCCGGAGGGCCGCCAAAACUGGCAUAUAGCGCGGCGGAGGUGAUGCUCUGUCACACACGCAGCUCGUCUCGGGGUAUGUCCGCACUCCUCGGUUGCAAGGGCUGGGAGCGACUCGAACCAUCGGCAAAUACCCUCCUUCGAUUCACAUCUUUCUGGUCGGUUUCCUUUGUGGUCAAGGCCUAGCGAGCGAGCGUCGUUUUCCACCUCCUUUUUCCCUUUU